AUUGACAGCUACCGGCGGCCAAUGGGAGGCGCGAUCUCCGCGCAGGGGGCGUGGCGGCAAACGCAGCCGGCCAACGGCGAGCAGGGAGGAAGGAGGGACGUCGUGUCAGCGCGAGGCGUUCGCUGGUAACGGUUCCCGAAGAGAACGGAGGACGGAGAGGCGGACGGAAGGAUCCUUCCCGGUGCGAUGAUUGGCUCUCGAGGGAUGCAGCGGUGACCCCGUACCUGGAGGAGGAUUGAAUCGGGAGUGUCACCAUGGUGGAGAAGGCUCGCUGUCCCGUGCAGAGGGACACAGUGUACCGCUGGUUCUCCGAACUCAGCUCCUGGCAACGGAUCGAGUUCCUGUGCGGCUUGCUGGACCUGGGCCUGCCGCUGGAGCUGCGCUUCCUGGGCUCCUGCCUGGAGGAUCUGGCCCGCAAGGACUACCACUCACUGCGCGACUCGGAGAUCAAAGCAAACAACUCGGCCGAUCUGGCCGCCCUCACGAACCUGAGCGACGAGGUGGUCCGCAGCAAGCUGCUGGUUUCCCUGGCCCUGUUAUCCUCGGAGAAUCGGGAGGCGGCUGGGGUGCUGUGCCGGACCCUCACUCACAUGGACUCCAUCAUCAACAACCUGGGCCUACAACUGAACGAUGGACGUACUGGGGACGAGUUCCUGCUGCUCUUCACCAUGGCCACCAAUCACCCGGCCUUCAGCUUCCACCAGAAGCAGCUGCUCAGGAAGGAGCUGGCACACCUCCAGGGCAGGCAUGGGGCUACCGGGCACGGCGUGCCCACCGCCACCACCACCACUGUCACCAGCAGCAAGGGCUCCUCCAUAUGCCCCAAGCUGCCACCGCGGACAGAGACCACCGCUAUGAGCGUCGCUAACAGCUUAGCAAAUGCACUACAUACAUCAGCACAUUCCAUAGAAGAUCCGCUACCGAAGAGGCCUUCCGGAAAGCACUCGAAAGGUGAGGAGGGGCAUUCUCUGAGAUCUGGUCGGGGGGAUGACGCCGUCCUUGCCUGGGCGCUGCAGGAUGACGCCGUCCUCGCCUGGACGCUGCAGGAUGACGCCGUCCUCGCCUGGACGCUGCAGGAUGACGCUGUCCUCGCCUGGGCGCUGCAGGAUGACGCCGUCCUCGCCUGGGCGCUGCAGGAUGACGCCGUCCUUACCCAUGUAUUUUGGUCGGAUUCCUCGGUAUCGCUGGUAACAAAAUCUGCAGCGGAAGUUUCGGAGCUCAUAUCCAAGCUCUCCCAUCUGUACUCUGAAGAUUUGGAGAAAUGCAUUCCAUACCGUGGCAGCGUGGACUCCUAUUCCAUGGACAGGAACCACGUGGAUCUGGAUUUAGAUCUCCGGUAUCUGGUGUGCCUGCCGCCUCAUGUGCUAAAGAAUGACCUCAUCAAGAAGUUCUUCAGCAGCGUAACGAGCCCCCAACAGCAUCAAAGCUUGAGUCCCAGCAACCCGACCCAUGUUAAAGUGAACACGGCAUUGGGCCCCUCUAUACGGCCCAUAUGCGGUGUCGCCAGCAUCCAGUCUUCCCACAGCAGCAUUGCACUGCACCACGGUGGCGGCGGGGCCACCAUCGGCGGAUCACCAUGUCUCAGCUCCUCCGCUGUGACAUACCGACCGCAGCUGGAGGCCGCCUCUACCGCCAUCGCCCCCAGCGUGCCGAGCCCUCAGACUCAAGAACAGCAGGACAUCCUGGAGUGGCUGCGGAAGUUGCGUCUGCACAAAUACUACGCCGUUUUCAGCCAGCUGUCCAUGAAGAAGUUCUUGAGUCUCACCGAGGAAGAUCUGAACAAGUUCGAGUCCCUCACGAUGGGCGCCAAGAAGAAGCUAAAGACCCAGCUGGAGCUGGAGAAGGAGAAAUCGGAGAAGAGGUGUCUCAAUCCGGCUCCGUGUACCUUCACAAGCAGCGGGGUAGCCAGGGUCCCCCCCACUAGCCACGUGGGGCCAAUGCAGAGCAUCCACUACAGCCAUUCUACAGAACUGUCUGUAGAUGUGGAGGCGACAAGUUCUCAAAUGCCUCAAGAAGGCAGCUCGUCUUCCGAGUACUCCAGUUCCCCUUCCAGCCCAAUGGGACUCCAGACACGAGAGGAGAGCUCGGACAGCGCCGAGGAAACGGACCGGCGUCUCGGCAGACACUUGGACUGCGCAGAGAAGGAAAAGUCCGUCUUGUUGGUGAAUCACUUCACGUCGACGUCGCUGCGCCCGACAGCUCAGGUUCUGCCUGUUCAGAAUGACACCGGAUCCAGCGCUUCGGGCCACCCCCCUCUGCCAAUUCAGAUCAUUACUGGGGCCCCAUCUCAUAUGGCUCCCCUGCACCUCAUCAACGCGCUGCACAAGUCAGACCGAGGCGGCGCUGACAUCAAACUCCUCCAGUCAUCUCCGCACCCUCUCUCGUCUUCAGAGGAACGCACCAAAUCGGCGGCGGCCCCCCGAAGCAGCAUGAAAAUGGAGAGAAGCUUUGGGGGCCUGCUGCUCGAUGUCAAAGCCCCGUCCAGCCCUUUGCAGUCCGGACAGUUUCUCUCCAUAAUGCCCGACAGCAGCGCAAUGGCUCAGAGUGCGGCCUUCGGCGUCCGCGGCAAAGUCGGCAGUCCCGUGUCCGGGGAGAGGAUGGUGAAGCCGACUUCGUUGAUGUUGGACAGCGGCACGCCAGCCACCCCGUCAUCAGCCCCGGUCUUCCACGUCACCCGCACCCCGGUGAAGCUCCUGGUGUCAUCCGCUGACUCUUCCACGGUCGGGCCGAUGUCAUGUUCCAGCGUCGCGCCCGCAAUAUUAAGCCCCAGAAACGUUCUCUAUACAGCCAAUACCAAAGUUGCCUUCUCCACCAUGAGCGGCGCGCCCGUAGCUCAGAUGUCGGGCAACUACUGUGCACACAGCAAUGUCUCUCCGAGCGGCCUGACCUCUACGCCGUACAGCAGCCUAGCCAAUGUACCCAGCUGCCCGGUGCCCAGCUCAAGCCCGACGUCCGUGACCGACAACAGCUACUACAGCAGCGGAGGGAACUCGCCCACCAUGAACUUGCAAGUUGCCAGCCAGGCAUCAGGACACCACCACCUACACCACCACCAACAGCAGUCCCAGGCGGGGUGCAGCUCGUGCGGGUGCAGCGGCAGCUGCGGGAGCGGCGGCGUGGCUGUCAACUACGGCAACUAUUUUCAGCACUUCUCAGCGCCCUCCAUGUUUCCGUUUUCUCUCAUGCCCUUCAGCCCCAUGUGCAAUAACGGGUACAUCAACACCCAGCAAUACAACAACAGCUCCUCCUUCCCCGUCAUUCACAACCCCUACAGCAACAGCAUGAACCCCGACUCUAUGCUGACGGGGCAGCCAAGCUUCUCCAUACCCCCCAUGCAAAACUUUAUCACCGGCACAGCGGGGGUGUACCAGCCUCAGGGAAUGAUGGGAGCCAUUAACGGCAUGCUGCACAAGAAGAGUGGCAACGUCUCGUGCUACAACUGCGGAGUCAGCGGGCACCGGGCUCAGGAUUGUAAGCAGCCGGCCAUGGAUUUUAAUCAGCAAGGUACUUUCCGUCUGAAAUACGCGCCGCCGUCGGACGGUUUGGACUCCACGGACUAAUCCUUGCGACACUUUGAUUUGAAGACGGUGCCCAGCGGCCUCCUCCCCCUCACCCGUUCAUACGAGGGGGAAGCCCUGGCAUCACAAAGGUGCUUUUUUUUUUUUCUCCUGACCGAAGUGACGAUUCUUCAGGGAUUUUUAUUUCUGCGUUGCCAAAUUCAGCUUCGAGGAUUCGUUUUUAACAGAAGCGCUUUGCACCGGGGCCCCUGUAAAGCUGCGGGUCUAAAGCCUGCGCGGCGGCGGAGGAGAACCCCCGAGGAAGAACCGACUUCGUUCUCCGUCUUCACCCACAUCUUAAACUUUUCUAGGGCAGCUACAAUAAAUGUCAAUGUAAACCCGAGAGGUAAGUCACAAACGUGUGUCUCU
Molecule: messenger RNA, 3926 nt
Organism: Nanorana parkeri
Lineage: Eukaryota; Metazoa; Chordata; Amphibia; Anura; Dicroglossidae
Gene: ZCCHC14
Product: zinc finger CCHC-type containing 14
Exons: 14
Coding region: 255-3560 (1101 amino acids)
Molecular function (GO): zinc ion binding; phosphatidylinositol binding; protein binding
Source: RefSeq, a predicted model, not a curated record